This is a messenger RNA of Vespula pensylvanica (western yellowjacket), 1207 nucleotides long. Its product is annotated as insulin-like growth factor-binding protein-related protein 1. The transcript is spliced from 4 exons. Gene Ontology annotation, molecular function: insulin-like growth factor binding. Gene Ontology annotation, cellular component: extracellular region. Lineage: Eukaryota; Metazoa; Arthropoda; Insecta; Hymenoptera; Vespidae. The coding region runs from base 27 to 911 and encodes 294 amino acids. The record is from RefSeq and is a predicted model, not a curated record. Gene Ontology annotation, biological process: regulation of cell growth; regulation of signal transduction.
AUCAUGAUCAUGCAUCAGUCGUCGAAAUGACGCGUAACGGAGCGUUUCCAUCGUCAUCUUCGUCUUCCUUCUCUUGCUUCUUGCUACUCCUUGCGACGUUACCUUCGCAUCAAGAAGUUCGCGCUUCGGUUACUUUCGACUUAAGUCCUUUACUUUUUGGAGCGUUGGUAAAGGAUUCAAAGUCGCACGAAUCAAAAGAUAUCAAAUUACCGGGUUGCAUAGAGUGCGGAGAGUACAGAUGUCCGGAAAAUCCGUCAAAGUGCCUCUUGGGCUCCGUAUCGGAUCCUUGUGGAUGCUGCAAAGCUGGCGUGUGCGCUCGUCUUGGCGGAGAGCCCUGUUGGAAUUCGAGUAUCCCGGAACUUAACGCUAACAGCCGUAAGGAUGGCCUCUGUGCGAGGAAUUAUUUUUGCCAAUUACGUUCCGAUCUUCAGGAAGAGGACGAAGCGGAAGCGAUCUGUAUCUGCAUGGAGCAGACACCAGCAUGCGGUAGCGACGAAGUGACUUAUGAAACACCGUGCGCCCUUCACGAGGAAGCGAUGAAGCUCAAGAAUCAUUUGUCUUUGAAAUUACAGCAUCUUGGCCCUUGCCAAACUCGACCAUGGAUCGUUUCCUACUCGGAACAUGUCGUCUCGAGUGUCGGCCAGCGUGUUCUUCUUGCUUGCGAAACUAAAGGUUUUCCAGUACCUGAUAUUUUCUGGGAAUUUCAUUCUCCUGAUGGAAAAAGGGUUCUCAAACUAACAGGUGAAGAACACGUCAUCACCGUACAAAGUGAUCAAGAUUCGAAAUCUUUGACGAGAACGUCUUGGCUUCAACUGCCACGACUGACUAAAGAACACGUUGGGACGUAUCAUUGCAUUGCAAAUAAUUCGAUAGGGCAGGCAGGCGCAGCUUCCUUCGUAUCGAUGGUUUAAGGUCCUGAUUACAUUCCGUAGAAAAAGUGAGUUCGAUCGUGGUGGAAAGUGGAAAACGGAUUAGAAUGGAAUUAAGGGAAAAGGAGAAACAUUAAUCACGCUCGUCUGGAAGAAAUCGUAUUAAGUAUUUUUUUUUCGAUCGUGCAAAUGGUCGAAGCAAAUGUUUAAAAAAAUGAAACAAUCCUUCAUAGGUAUUGCUUUACACAUUUACAUCACAACAACGUUGCAUUUUUAUGACCCGACUAUUAUUUAUUUGUCGGGUUCAGGAAUAUAUAAAUAAAUAUUAUCUAAUGUCA